GAUUUUUUAUUGUAAGCAGUUACUCUGCUCAAACUUGUAGAAAAACUCCAUUGUCAAAUGUUCUCUAAGCUCUAAUACAACUGUCUCGUGGACUAAGGCUUAUUAACGCCCCAACCACGUAAAAACUUGGUCUUUACUCCUCAAAUCCUUUCUUCUAAGCUCUCUAAUAUUCUAUUAUUAAGGUUUCCGAAAAACUCGGUAAACACCGUGUAUAAAGGCAAUAAAGAGGAAAUAAUCAACGUAGUUAUUAUAUGAUUACAAUCUUUUAAGGAAAUAAACCGAAGGAUACGACCAGCCUGGUCGCAUCUAAUUGUGAGGUUUGAUGAAGCAACGGGUAGCUGGUCGAUAAUCGAACAGCACCUCUUUAUUUCGACUCUGCCACGUGUCAACCACGUGUGAGCAAUCCUUGCCACGUCAUCAACAUCUGUUUUUGGGUAAACAUUUGCCCCCCAAGUUUAUUUUACUACGACCAGCAUAAAGUAAACUUAGGAAAUUGACUCUUCGUGUACCCCACCAAAUUUGUCAGAGUCGCCCAUGCUUUCUCGAAAAAUUUAACUAAUCAUGUCUAAUCAAGUCUUUUCGGUUUCCCAAAAAAUUGUCUGACGUCUAUUGCACUUCCCCAUACUUUGAAAAAAGUAAUUCAUGAUUACCUUUUUUACGGUGCCACGAUCACUAUAAAUAAUACCCCAAGAUCACAUUUUUACUUUUUACUUUUGAUUUAUCUUCUCUUCUUCAAGAACUCUGAAGAACUUUGACCAUCAGAGCCCAGAAAACCCAGAAGCUUUCAUCGUUGAUCUAAGGAACUUUCGCUCAGCGUUCAAAACGUUCGUGUUCUUACUCUAACUUUCAUCCAAGUAAGUUUCUCGAAUCUUUCAGUCGUUUUUGAUGCCAUGAAAAACCAUUUUAUAUAUGUUUCGUAUCUGAGCUCUUGAAUGUUCUUGGCUGAAAUUGUUUUGGGGUAAAUGGGCACAUUGAUCGAUGUUUGAUAGGGUAGUGAAAUAAUGCUUUAUAGGAGUUAAGAGUUAGUUUGGUAGUUGAGAUUGUAGAUUUAGGGCGUAAAAUCGAAGUAAAAUUUUGAUUUUUAAGCUAGCUGAAAAAUUGGGUUUUUCUCGUCCUUUCAGAGUCGAAAAGUUUUUCCUGAAAAACUUUUCACUUCUGCUUUUUAAUCUAUUUUCCAAACUGUUCACUUGAAAUACAGUGUUUUUAUCAGAAUGCUGCUGGUCGUAUAAAAGCUCAACUUUAAAACACAAGGUUUUAGGCCUUAAAUUCUCAUCUCCCCAUUUUCUGUUCGCAUAUUUUCAUGCAAGAUCCGUGGGGAGGUGAGAGGCCUAUCGACGAUGACUUGCUAGCCCAAUUGCUUGAGGACGAGGAACAACCGUCGAUGUUGAUACUAGAGAUCCCUUUUUCUCGUGUCACCCCAAACAUUCCAUCGUCCCAACUUCAAAAUAUGGGUCGAGUAAAGUCCAAAACCCAGAAAAAGAAACCAUCCACUUCCUUUUCAAAUCAGCUUACUCCUCGGGCUGAAAUUCCUACGACCAGUGGUCGGGAAGAAAACGUCCUCGACCCUGAAAUCCAAACUCAAGCCCAACUCCGAAAUGUCAUUCAACCAGAUGUUGAGACGUUGCCCCUCCUAGUCGAGUAACAGUUAGGAUGAUUGCAAAUUACAUUAAGAAGUACGGGCUUCCUGGGGUGACCCUAGUCCAACCUACCAGAGACCAACGGGCAAAUCUGCCUGGAGGUGCCUUCAGCACCUGAUCGAGGUAUCACAUCGAGGCAUGAGCGAUCCUGCUUCUCCAUCUUUUCUUCCAAGGAGUGGCCAACUAUUUUGGGGUCACUCCUUUCCAAAUAACCCCAAAUGGGUAUAGAAUGCUCUCUGCACUCUAUAUUCUUUAUAGCCAUAAGAAAUGGCCUGUCCCCACACCACACGAGGUCAACUAUUUGUUCGACCUAAAAUCCAAGCCCAAUAAAGAAAACACGGGGUUCUUCCAUUUCUGUCACCAGGAAACGACCCGCACUUUCCUGAGUGAUACCACCUUUAUAUCCAAUGUGGGGAAGUACCAUCUAGAGUACUUUCUGACUACAGACAUGGCCGCCAACAACCUGGCCUUCACCCAAGGAGGUAAUAUUUUUACUCCCUUGGUCGUUUAUUUUCCUUUAAUUCUUCCUGCAUUUCCCUUAGGGUUUUAGUGCAUUUCAAGCCCGUGGCUGCGACCGGCUCCCACUCCAGACAUAGAAGUCUGAUCAGCACUCUUGGCCAGCAUGACUGGCAUAAGAGAAGAGUGUCAAACAGUUGGUCACAGAGGCUAACCUUAGGCUGGUCGGGCUUUUGGCACCUCACCAGGAUGUGAGGGAGUCAACAGCGGGGAAUGCCACUGGUGAGGAGAUUCCCGAGCAGCACCCAGACGUGUCGCAACCUCAAAGGAGGAGGACAACUGGAGUGACAAUCAGGGAGCCUUCCAUCACCCCGCGAGCUGCUGCUCCCCCUGCCCCACUGGAAAAGGGAAAAAAGAAAGCCACUGAACCCUCUACUCCCACCGACGAGUCCUCAUAUGAGAACGGUACUGUUUUCUUAUUCUUAGAUAGUUUGCCAAUUCCCUGUCACUUAUUUGACGGGGACAAAAACUUUAAGUAUACUCCAAACUUAAAUUCAGAUUUCUUCCAGGCCAUAAGUAAGGGUAGAAGUAGUUCAGUAAGUAAUGUAGCGACCAGUAGUUGUAGCACAGGUAUUUUACUUAUAAUCUCCUUACUUUCUUUUUUAGUUCCAUCUAUAUAUUUUGUCUCAUUGCUCGUAUUGUUUCCUUUUGUGCAUAUAUAUCGUCUGAAGACAUGUUCGAAUAUUACAAGGCCGCUGCUGCUUCCUCAGGCAGGAAGAAAGAUAGCAAGAGGGUUCGGGGGGAGAGCAGCAAAACUGAUUCAAAGAAGGCUCGGACUGAGGGUCCUUUAGCAGUUGUUCCUUCAAAGGAAAACAUGCCACCUCCCUCUCCACUCGACCAGCCGGCCUCAACUCCACCGGUCGAUCAGCACCCCACUCCUCCAACGCCUUUCGACCAGCCACAUCGUACUCAGCCCAAAGGCUCCCUGUCCAGCACCAUGGUUAGUUCGGCCAGGGAGAGAAUUUACAACCUCUCCAAACACAAACGUAGUCAAGAGGCCAUCGACGGUACCAUCUCCAUGGAAACCGACCAAAUAAUAAAUCGAGGGCUGAAUGAGAUAGUCAAUGGAUUGUUGACCAUGACUGUUGGCUGGCGUCGGGUGGGUGCAAUGGUCUCCCAGACCAAAAACUUUGACACCAGGCUCACUGAGGCAAUGAAGGCGCUCGAGGAAAAGAAUGCUGACCUGCUCGAGAAGAACACUGAACAUGCCAAGCUGAAUGGUGAACUGCUUGAGAAAAAUGCAGAGCUGAAUAAGCAGAACGAUGAACUGCUUGAGCAGAAAGCCACGUUGACAGAGGAGCUAUUGGAAAGUUGGGCCGCCCUGAACAAAUCCAAUGAAGAUAAAGAAAAAUUCAGGGAGAGUGCCAAACUCAAUUACCAACAAUCCAAACAGCUUGAGCUCGAUCUGAUUGCGAGCAGGAAGGAGACGGAGGAGUUGGAAGGGCGCGUGAAAGAGCUCGAAGAAACUGAUGCCAAAAACUUGGAGAAGUAUAAGGAAGCCACCCACCCUUGCUUCUAUGAGUUUUGGAAGCACAAUCAGAAGGCCGAUUUCAGCUAGCUGUCUGAGCGCUUGAGAUGGACUCUAAUGUCCCAGUGCACCAUUCGCCUGGAGGAAGAAGAAAGGGCUAAAAUUCCUGCUUCUCCAAAGAUUUCCCUGGCAACGGGGAUUGACGGCGCAGACAAUGAAGCUGGCGCCACUGUCGACCAGCACGCUCCUCAAGAUCCUCUAGCCUCGUAGUCUUUUUUAUUUUUUGAAUACACGACCUACGGGUCGUGAUGUAAAGACAAUUACUUUUUUAAUUUUUAAUUUUUAUU
Molecule: messenger RNA, 3968 nt
Organism: Humulus lupulus (European hop)
Lineage: Eukaryota; Viridiplantae; Streptophyta; Magnoliopsida; Rosales; Cannabaceae
Exons: 2
Coding region: 2827-3711 (294 amino acids)
Source: RefSeq, a predicted model, not a curated record